AUGGAGAAGUUCAUGAAGACAAAUGGUCUCAGGCAAGCACAAGUGGCUAUAACAUCGAAGGGUGUAAUCAUGGCUGAGCGCGCCUAUACAUGGGCCGAAGAUGACCGCGUGAGUAAGGUGUUCACUGCUGCUGCCAUUGACCACCUCAUAAAGCGCGGCAAACUCUCCAUUCGGACAAAGGUCUAUAAGCGAAUAGGCUAUUCCGCAAAGGACGAGCGGGCCAUGAGUAUCUCUGUCAAACAUCUGCUCGAACAUAAGGGAGGAUAUGACCGACGUGAAGCUAGCGAGGAUAUCUCAGUAGACUUCAACAAAGAAUAUCUUUCGAAGCUUGGGUAUAGAGCUGUACAAGACUUCGCCAUACGAACACUGGCAUGA
This is a messenger RNA of Fusarium verticillioides 7600, 375 nucleotides long. Its product is annotated as beta-lactamase. Lineage: Eukaryota; Fungi; Ascomycota; Sordariomycetes; Hypocreales; Nectriaceae. The record is from RefSeq and is a predicted model, not a curated record. The coding region runs from base 1 to 375 and encodes 124 amino acids. The transcript has 2 exons.